CAUCUACUUCCGGUCACGUGACCGCUGCUGGCGGAAGCGGCUGAAGUAGAUCCGGGCGGAAGUGAACCGGCCUCGGCCUCGGCCUCGGUCCCGGUCCCGCCCGCUGCUGCCCCCGGGUGCUCGGCGGCAGCGAGACGAGCCGCGGCCAUGGAGGCGGGCCCGGUUCCUGAGAGCGUUGCUGAGAAGUGCCCCCUGGCACCGGAAGACGUGGAGCCCGGCAGUGGGGUGUACUCCUGCUUCAUGAAGUCCCAUCGCUGCUACGACCUGAUCCCCACCAGCUCCAAGCUGGUCGUCUUCGACACCUCCCUGCAGGUGAAGAAAGCCUUCUUCGCGCUGGUCACCAACGGCGUGCGGGCCGCCCCGCUGUGGGACAGCAAGACGCAGAGCUUCGUGGGUACGUCCGGGGCAGGGCAGGGGGCCACAAGGGCCCUGGGGACCGGGCUGCCCAGAGGCUCCUUGCCCCACUCACUUGCUCUCUCCCCUCUAGGGAUGCUGACCAUCACCGACUUCAUCAACAUCCUCCAUCGCUACUACAAGUCGGCCAUGGUUCAAAUCUACGAGCUGGAGGAGCAUAAAAUCGAAACAUGGCGAGAGGUGUAUCUGCAAGACUCCUUCAAACCGCUGGUCUGCAUCUCCCCCAAUGCCAGCCUCUUCGACGCCGUCUCCUCGCUGAUCCAGAACAAGAUCCACCGGCUGCCCGUCAUCGACCCGGACUCGGGGAACACGCUCUACAUCCUCACACACAAACGCAUCCUCAAGUUCCUCAAGCUCUUCAUAACGGAGGUCCCGAAGCCGGAAUUCAUGGCCAAAACGCUGGAGCAGCUGAAGAUCGGCACCUACGCCAACAUCGCCCUGGUGCGCCCCAACACGCCGCUCUACGUCGCGCUGGGCAUCUUCGUGCAGCACCGCGUCUCCGCCCUGCCCGUGGUGGACGAGUCAGGUCGGGUCGUGGACAUUUACUCCAAGUUUGACGUCAUUAACCUGGCGGCCGAGAAGACGUACAACAACCUGGACGUGACGGUGACGCAGGCGCUGCAGCAUCGCUCGCAGUGCUUCGAGGGGGUGCUCAAGUGCUACAGACACGAGACCCUGGAGACCAUCAUCAACCGCCUGGUGGAGGCCGAGGUCCACAGGCUGGUGGUGGUGGACGAGAGCGAAGUGGUGAAGGGCAUCGUCUCCCUCUCGGACAUCCUGCAGGCGCUGGUGCUCCCGGGCGGGCCCCGGCCCUGAGGGGGGGCCCCGCUGCCUGUCUGAGACUGUCGCCGAGGGGGGGCUCUGCGUGACAGGGACCGAGGAUGCUAGGCCCCCCCGGCACCCAUCAUGCGCUGGCCCUGCCACUGCUCCACCAGCAUCACGCCUCCCGAGCCAGCUGCACACCGGCCAAAAGCCAGCAAUAAACCCCCCCAGUUCUCCCGGGCAGGCUGGGCCCCCAGGCCCCACCAGCGCGUCACUCGGCCGGGGGGAUGCCUGUGCCACCCUGCACUGGUGCUGCCAGCCCCUCCGAAACGGCCAGGGAAGCCCUGUGUGAUCAGCUGCCCCACGGUGCUGGACCUGUUCCCAUUUCUGCGCCCUGGGGCCCUUUGGCCACCCCCCGGGGGCUGGAACAGUUUCCUUAUUUCAUCCCCCACCCCCCAGGGGUCAGAUCUCAACCAGCUCCUGCCCUGCAGUGCCCCACGGCCCUGCCCCCAGGCAGCUGGAAUUCCAUUCCCCAGUGAUUCCCCCCUGGCCCUGCCCCCGGGCAUCUGGAAUUCCAUUCCCCAGUGAUUCCUCCCUGGCCCUGCCCCCGGGCAUCUGGAAUUCCAUUCCCCAGUGAUUCCCCCCUGGCCCUGCCCCCGGGCAUCUGGAAUUCCACCCCCCAUUCCCCAGUGAUUCCCCCCUUCCCUAAGUCCAAACCCUGUUUUUACUGAGCACCGUUUUUGCCGCCUGGCGCCGGAGUCCCAGCCUGGGGUGGGGACCUCGCUCACUCUUCCUCUCGCUGCCCCAGGCUUGGCACCUGGCACGCCCGGCUUGAGUCGGAGUCUGGGCCAGCAGCCGCUGGGAGGUUGGGGGAGGAGGUUCCCAGGGGCUUGUGCCCGGGGCCCCCUGCCCACGGCAUCUGCACCCCUCGCUGCUCGGUUACUGUAAGUCUAAUAAAAACCAGGCCAUGGGUCUGGAUGAAGUUAC
Molecule: messenger RNA, 2163 nt
Organism: Mauremys reevesii (Reeves's turtle)
Lineage: Eukaryota; Metazoa; Chordata; Testudines; Geoemydidae
Gene: PRKAG1
Product: protein kinase AMP-activated non-catalytic subunit gamma 1
Exons: 11
Coding region: 148-1230 (360 amino acids)
Source: RefSeq, a predicted model, not a curated record